AUGGCAUCGUUCUUGCUCGACGAGGAGAAGAAGGUCGUCGUGAUUUAUGUGAGUUGGAUGGACGAGGAAGACGACCCCGACUUCAAGAGCAAAGAGUUGAUAUACAUUGUUGAGGAGGACAGUGACGUCACAACAUUGGAUUUUGGAAGCGAUGAUCAUCCUGGAGCUUUGGUAGGUGUCCUAAAUUAUGUUCCGAGUUUGGUUCAAAUGGAGCAAGCUGGAGGCAAAAGGAAAAGAGCUGACCUCUCUGAUAUAAGGAGGCUUCGUUGCCUUUUCACAAGACUUCGAUGGGUCAUCAAGAAACGGGUUAAGGCCAGAGUUAUCAUCAGGAGGUUGAGGAAAGGAAAGUGGGGAGCUCGACGAAAGGAGACCGAGAUUUCUUCCAUCCAUCUGAGCUCAAACACCAGAAGACAGAUUCGUGUUGCCACGUUUAACGUAGCAAUGUUCUCGCUUGCGCCUGUCGUGCACAACAUGGAGGAGGAAACAGCUUUGUUCGGUAGCAGCAACAUCACAAGCCCUUCUCCAACAGGGAUUCUGAAGCAGUCUCCUUUACAUUCAUCUGCGGUCAAGAAACCAAAGGUGUGCAUUAAUCUCCCAGACAAUGAGAUCUCUUUAUCACAGAGCUACAGCUUUCUGAGCAUGGUGGAGAACGACGGGAAGGAAAACAGAGGAAGUAUGUCUAUGAGAUCUCCUGUGUGUCUUCCCUCUUGUUGGUGGGAACAAGAAAGCUUUAACGGAUACAGCAGCAGAAGAAGCGUAGCUGAGUUGCUAGGAGAGUUGGAUGCAGACGUUUUGGCCUUGCAAGAUGUGAAAGCAGAGGAAGAGAAUCUUAUGAAGCCUUUGUCGGAUUUGGCUUCCGCUUUAGGUAUGAAGUAUGUGUUUGCAGAAAGCUGGGCGCCAGAGUAUGGCAAUGCCAUAUUGUCAAAAUGGCCAAUCAAGAAAUGGAGAGUUCAAAGAAUCGCUGAUGCUGAUGACUUCAGGAAUGUGUUGAAGGUGACUAUAGAGGUCCCAUGGGCUGGAGAAGUAAACGUGUAUUGUACUCAGCUUGACCAUCUAGAUGAGAACUGGCGGAUGAAGCAAAUCGAUGCGAUUACUCGAGGAGAUGACUCUCCACACAUCUUGCUUGGAGGCUUGAAUUCUCUUGAUGGCUCUGAUUAUUCCAUAGCAAGAUGGAACCACAUUGUAAAGUAUUACGAGGAUUCUGGAAAGCCAACGCCAAGAGUUGAAGUGAUGAGAUUUCUCAAGGGAAAAGGAUAUUCAGAUUCUAAAGAAUUUGCAGGAGAAUGUGAACCUGUAGUCAUUAUUGCUAAAGGCCAAAAUGUACAAGGAACAUGCAAGUACGGGACACGAGUGGACUACAUUCUGGCAUCUCCAGAGUCACCAUACGAGUUUGUUCCAGGCUCUUAUUCGGUUGUUUCUUCCAAAGGUACUUCUGAUCAUCAUAUAGUCAAAGUGGAUUUAGUUAUAGCCAAAGAGCGAUCUCGAGGCAGCUUCAAACAUUCUCGCAAGAAAGCUAAGCAGAAGAUCAUCCGGAUCAAAGCUAAUUUGAUGUCACAAGACACAUGGAAAUUUGGAAAUCUGAUGUCUUCAUAA
Microthlaspi erraticum is the source of this 1593-nucleotide messenger RNA. The record is from the annotation of a GenBank genome assembly. Lineage: Eukaryota; Viridiplantae; Streptophyta; Magnoliopsida; Brassicales; Brassicaceae.